UGAGAGGCAAAGCCAUGGGAUUUACCUUGCGCAUGGCAGUUGGAAUAAUGGGGAAUGCGGCUUCUUUGCUACUAUAUGCUGCACCCAUAUUAACUUUCAAAAGGGUCAUAAGGAAGAGGAACACUGAGGAGUUCUCAUGUGUCCCUUAUAUUUUAGCUUUGUUUAACUGUUUUCUCUACACCUGGUAUGGUUUGCCUGUAGUGAGCAACAAGUGGGAAAAUUUCCCUCUUGUCACCAUUAAUGGCCUUGGGUUUCUCCUAGAGAUAACCUUUAUCAUCAUAUAUUUCUGGUUUGCUUCACCAAAGGGCAAGAAGGUGGUUGCCGUGGUAAUGCUACCAGUGAUAACAGCAAUCUUCAUCACCGCAUUUGCUUCAACAUUCGCAUUGCAUACCCAUCGUCUGCGCAAAGUCUUUGUAGGCAGCAUCGGCCUGGUGGCCUCUGUUUUGAUGUACGGAUCUCCACUGGUUGCUGUGAAAAAAGUGUUUAAGACGAAGAGCGUGGAAUUCAUGCCGUUCUACUUGUCCCUCUUCUCAUUCCUGGCUAGUUCACUCUGGAUGGUAUAUGGUCUACUAAGUCAUGAUAUUUUCCUUACGAGUCCAAAUCUCAUAGGGAGCCCAUUGGGCCUUUUCCAGCUGAUACUAUAUUGCAUUUAUCGUAAGAAGGGAGUAAUUGAAGAACCAAGCAAGAAGGACAUAGAAACCAAUGGAGUGGAACAUAAACCGCAGACUCUGAUCAAUGGCACCAAUGGCAAGAUCUAAGUAAGAAUAGUUCGGUCUUGUUUCUCUUUCAAAGGUUUUUAGUAAAUUUAUUUAGUUUCACCCCUUCCUCCCAACGAGAA
Molecule: messenger RNA, 838 nt
Organism: Telopea speciosissima
Lineage: Eukaryota; Viridiplantae; Streptophyta; Magnoliopsida; Proteales; Proteaceae
Product: bidirectional sugar transporter SWEET3b-like
Exons: 7
Coding region: 15-758 (247 amino acids)
Biological process (GO): carbohydrate transport
Cellular component (GO): membrane
Molecular function (GO): sugar transmembrane transporter activity
Source: RefSeq, a predicted model, not a curated record